Medicago truncatula (barrel medic) is the source of this 2611-nucleotide messenger RNA. Its product is annotated as subtilisin-like protease SBT3. Bases 91 to 2373 code for a protein of 760 amino acids. Gene Ontology annotation, molecular function: serine-type endopeptidase activity. The transcript has a single exon. Lineage: Eukaryota; Viridiplantae; Streptophyta; Magnoliopsida; Fabales; Fabaceae. Gene Ontology annotation, biological process: proteolysis. The record is from RefSeq and is a predicted model, not a curated record.
AUGUAUGUCAUCCAUGUUGGUUUUUAGUUUUUCUAUUUAAAACACCAACAUAUAUUGGUUCUCACAUUUUCAAAAACAAACCAUUCAAUCAUGGCUACCAAUAUUUCUCAAUGCAUAUUGUUUUCCUACAUUACAUUCCUUCACCUCAUUUUCAUCACAUUAGCUCAAUAUGAUAACUAUAUCAUCCACAUGAACUUAUCAGCCAUGCCCAAAGCAUUCUCAACUCAUCACACAUGGUAUCAUUCCACUCUUUCCUCUGCAUUAGAGAACCCUCAACUCACAGCAACCAAUAAUCUCAACUCUCCAAUUUCUUCUAAGUUAAUUUACACCUACACACAUGUCAUAAAUGGUUUUAGUGCUAACUUAUCACCAAAAGAACAUGAAUCCCUCAAAAAUGCACCAGGUUACAUUUCAUCUAUAAGAGAUUUACACAUGAAAAUGGACACAACACAUUCACCUCAAUUCCUUGGCCUCAAUCCCAACAUAGGCGCUUGGCAUGAUUCGAAGUUCGGUGAAGACAUAAUUGUAGGUGUGAUUGACACAGGAGUUUGGCCAGAAAGUGAGAGCUUCAAAGAUGAUGGAAUGACUAAAAUUCCUUCAAAAUGGAAAGGACAAUGUGAAAAUAGCAUUCAUUUCAAUUCAUCUCUUUGCAACAAGAAACUCAUUGGAGCUAAAUUCUUCAACAGAGGAUUAUUAGCAAAAUAUCCUAACAUCACCUUAGGAUUAAACUCCACACGUGACACAGAAGGUCAUGGAACUCAUACUUCAACAACAGCAGCUGGAAGCAGAGUUGACCAUGCAUCAUUCUUUGGUUAUGCGGCUGGAACAGCUUCAGGAAUAGCUUCAAAAUCACAUGUCGCGAUGUAUAAAGCUAUAUGGCAAGGUCCAUUAGUAACAUCUGAUGUAAUAGCUGCAAUUGACGCUGCAAUAUCCGACGGUGUCGAUGUUAUUUCAUUAUCAUUUGGAAUUAAUGACGUACCUUUGUAUGAAGAUGCCGUAGCUAUAGCAACAUUUGCAGCUAUGGAAAAAGGUGUUUUUGUUUCUACUUCAGCAGGAAAUAAUGGACCAGCCCUUAAAACAUUACACAAUGGAACACCUUGGGUUAUAACUGUGGCUGCUGGAACUAUGGAUAGAGAUUUUCAAGGGACUGUUACACUUGGAAAUGGUAACAAAAUCAUAGGAUUGUCUCUUUAUGUAGGAACAUUGUCUACACAAGAUGUUCCAAUUGUUUUCAUGGAUUUAUGUAACAAUGUUUAUGAAUUGAAAAAAGUGAAAAGCAAGAUUAUAGUGUGUGAAGACAAGAAUGGAACUGACCUAUUUGACCAAGUCAAUAAUUUGAAUGCAGCAAAAGUUUUUGGAGCUGUUUUGAUUUCAAAUGUCUCAGACAUAUUCUAUUCACAAAAUAGUUUUGCAACCAUCCUUGUUAAUCCAAUAAAUGGUGAAAUUGUCAAAGCUUACAUCAAGAGUAGUAACUCUACUUCAAUUGCAAGCAUGUCUUUCAUGAAAACAGUUUUUGGAACUAAACCAGCACCUAGUGUUGAUUCAUAUAGUUCAAGAGGGCCAUCAUAUAGUUGUCCAUUUGUGUUGAAACCUGACAUUACUGCGCCUGGUACUUCGAUCUUAGCGGCAUGGCCUACAAAUGUUCCUGUGAUGGAAUUUGAGUCUCAUAAAAUUUUCAGCAAAUUCAAUUUGAUAAGUGGAACAUCUAUGGCGUGCCCUCAUGUUGCAGGUGUCGCGGCGCUUUUGAAAGGAGUGCAUAGUGAUUGGAGCCCAGCAGCAAUUCGGUCGGCAAUAAUGACAACAUCAGACAUAUUUGAUAAUUCUAAGGAACAAAUCAAAGACAUUGGAACAGACAAAGCAGCAACACCUUUUGCAUUGGGAGCUGGUCAUGUUAAUCCUAAUAGAGCACUUGACCCUGGUCUUGUUUAUGAUGUUGGUGUACAAGAUUAUGUGAAUCUUCUUUGUGCACUUAAAUACUCACAAAAAAACAUCACUACCAUCACAAGAUCCUCUUCCAAUGAUUGUUCUAAACCUUCCUUGGAUCUUAACUACCCUUCUUUUAUUGCUUUUUUCAAUGAUGGAAAUUCUUCUUCAAGGCCGAUACAAGAAUUUCGUAGAACAGUUACCAAUGUUGGUGACGGACAAGCAAUUUAUGUUGCUAGCAUUGCUCCAAUUAAAGGGUUUCGUGUCACUGUUAUCCCAAACAAUUUGGUGUUUAAUGAGAAGAAUGAGAAGCUAAGCUACAAAUUGAGGAUUGAAGUUGCAAGUAUGACAAAAUUAAAGAAAGUGGCUUUUGGAUAUCUAACAUGGAUGGAUGUGAAGCAUGUUGUUAGGAGUCCUAUUGUGGUCACCACCCUCAAAUUGAAAUUCUAGAUUCAUAUGUUGUUAUGAUGUUGGAGAGGUUAUUAGCAUAUAAAUCAAGUGAAAAAUGUAAAUUAACUAAAGGACUAUUUGAUAAAUAAUGUUCAUUUUUCACUUGACUAAAAUGGCUUUGUCGGAUUCAUUAUCAUGUUUUUGAUAUAUUAAUUUUGUAACAAUGAGAUAUAGUUUUUAAUCAUUUGAAUGACCUUUCAAGAAAAUAAUAUCAUAAAAUAUCUUGUCUGCAUGAAAA